Molecule: messenger RNA, 2517 nt
Organism: Saccoglossus kowalevskii
Lineage: Eukaryota; Metazoa; Hemichordata; Enteropneusta; Harrimaniidae
Biological process (GO): toll-like receptor signaling pathway; immune response
Cellular component (GO): membrane; extracellular matrix
Molecular function (GO): protein binding; transmembrane signaling receptor activity
Source: RefSeq, a predicted model, not a curated record
AUGUUGAGGGUACCGCUGUGUCUGCUACUUUGUCUGCAGAUCGUGAUUUCUGAUGACUGCCUAGAGGGAUGUGAAUGCUACAGGACAACUGUGUAUUGCGAGAAUCUAGGAUUACAGGAAGUACCUUCGGGUAUUCCAGUUACAACAACGGUUCUAUCACUUGAUAAAAACUACAUCACCAUUCUCAGAAAUGAUAGCUUUGUGGGUCUCGUGAAUUUGGAAGAGCUAUACGUACAAGACAACCUUCUCUCUCUCAUCGAAGUCGGAGCAUUUCUAGAUCAGGCGAAGCUUAGGUACUUGUAUCUAGCAGUCAACAGAUUAUCGCAUCUAAAACGAUCUGUUUUCGUUCCUCUCAGCAGUAUAAAAACAAUCAGUCUACAGAAUAACUACCUGACAUCACUCACGGCAUUCUCAAUUAAUUCAACGGUACAAGAUCUUCUGUUAGACAACAAUAACAUUAGCAAGUUAUCAAACAAUUGUUUGGAAGGUUUAAGUCAAUUAACAACGUUGGGAGUGGAGAGUAAUAACAUGUCUUCCAUCGAAGCAGCAGCAUUCAGUGGAUUGAAUAAUUUACACAGGCUGUAUUUACAUUACAACCAACUGCGUUUGUUGCCAUAUAGCGUAUUCACGCCUUGUUUCAACUUGCAAGAAAUUGGAAUCAGGCAGAACAAUCUGGUAAUGAUUCCCGAUCUCUCAGCCCUGUGGAACUUGACAGUGUUAGAAUUACAGGACAACAGUAUUUCAACAAUACAUUUAAAUACUUUUAGCUCACAAGAGAGACUUCGGACGUUAAAGCUUGACAACAAUCUGUUGACCAGCGUGCCUAAUCUCUUGAUGAUUUCUAAUUUAAGGACAUUAUCUCUUAAUAAAAACCGCAUCACUGACAUUCAUGAUGAAGCAUUUCGCAAUAAGGAGUAUUUUCAAGAUUUUAAAAUUGAAGAUAAUUUAUUAACAAAAGUGCCAAUUGCAAUUAAAUAUCUUCCGUUGAAAGAUUUGAGCUUUGUCAAAAAUCCAAUAAUCAGGAUCGAAGCUGAUGCAUUUGCUGGGCUGACAAAUCUAGAAAACUUGUGGAUUCACGAUAUGGACCUACUUCACUUACACGAGGAUGCAUUCAUGGCACAAAAACAGAACACGCAUGGAUUAAACUUAUUUUUGCAGGGAAAUGAUUUACAGACAUUGCCUGGCACAAUUUUUGAAGGCCUCAAUCUUGAAAAUCUAGAUCUACAAGAUAAUCCCUGGAGCUGUGACUGUGGAAUGUGCGAUUAUCGUAUCUGGAUGCCACCUUCUCCAGAUGAUGGAGACAAUAAAUUUGAUGUCAUAUGUGAACAACCUGAUGAACAUCUAGGUUUCUAUCUCUCGGAAUUAAAACUAGAAGAACUUGUAUGUCAGCUACCGUCCAUUACAGAAUCCUAUGAAAACAUCCAAGUCAGUCAAGGAGCCUCGGCCGUUUUCAAUUGUACAUCUAUAGGUCUGCCACAGCCAUUUCCAUUUUGGUUAACUCCAAGUGGUUAUAAUAUUACAAUGGAGACUGAAAACAGCAAAGUUGAGUUAGACAAAAAUGGUACCUUAGUUCUUUAUGAUGCUGACUUUAGCGACUGUGGGAUUUACACAUGUAUUGUGGUUAAUGUGGCUGGCCAUGAUACUGCAAACACCACAUUGAUAGUUACUGAACCAACUUCAGCACCUACAGUGGUUAAUACAAUCACAGUACCGCCAAGGAACACUCUAAACACAUCUGAUAAGACCAACAGACAGACAAAUCUAUGGACCGUUCCUAGAACAAGUACGCUUUGCACUGUACCCACUGGGCCAGCGAUCACCACUUCGGCGGCAACAGAAACACACUCUACACUAUUAACGGCAAUACAAUCGUCAACCACAACAACUAGCCCAGGAACAUCAGCAUCAAUAUCAGCAACAACGAAAUCUGCUGAGACAGGCCAUCCGCCACCGACAAGUACAACAGAGGCUACACGUCAUUCAACAAAAGAAUCAGAAAAUAUCACCGCACCACAGACACAGACAGAAUGUUCGAGUUUAUUACCUACUGAGACAGGAACGGACCCGCAACCUACCAACACCACGACAAAUUCAACAACACUACCCACCAAUGAUGGCAAUGGAAAUUCGAUUGUAGUUGUUGUUGUUAUUUGCUGUUCUUGCGCCUUUAUAACUGUAACAUGUUGUGUUAUUUUUGUGUAUUUUUAUCACAAAAGGAAACAAUACGACAAACAAAUGGCAACCACAAACAAGAGUCAUACUGACAUCACGCGACACACAGUCGACCCACAUGAGAAAACCCAAACAUCGCACAUGGGAGUGCAUCUGAACACUUUCACAGGAACACCUGUGGCGAACGGUCUCGAUUUAGACACGCAUAUAGAAUUAAAACAUUCCAAUUCAAUUGACGAGCGAAUAGAGAGACAUUUAGCAAACAGAAACAGUUCACCGGAGGAUGAAGGUGAGAUAUUUAGUACCCCAUCACCGGUACCAUACCAUUCAUCUGAUUCUGAGUAG